AAAAUUAACAAUUUGUUACAAAUUAAACACUUUCAGAAACACACAGAAAUGAAAAGCAUUUAUUUAUAGCAAAUACAAAAUAGAUCCAGUUACUGUAUUUAAUCCUACUCUCUUUGUAUAGUAGUAAUUGGAAAACAGAACCCUAAAAGUGAUUCUCUGUAAGAACAAUUCGCCGCCAGAUUGAUCUUUCCUUUUAUAACUCGUAACCCUCUCUCUCAUGACUCCCCUUCUUACAAACCCUCGUCCACCUCCCACUUCUUAGCUCACCUUCCUACUUCCUGUUGCUCUUUUUCUUGAAAUUUAUGGGGUAAAAAGGGUCCCUUUUCAAAUUUGUUGGUUAUCUUUGUUUAUACUCGCUUAAUUUAUGGAAAUAAGUUUCUGAUCACAUAGGUCUGAUGGUUUCAUUAUCAUCAAGAAUUGAACUUUCUCGAAUCUCGAUCGUCAAAGAUUAGAUUUUUAUGAGUUCAAAGCUUUGAUCUUCAGGUUUUCUAUAUGGGUUUUGUCGGUUUUUUAUUGUGAAAACUAAUAGUGUUGGUGCGAAAUCUUUUUAGGGUUUGCGGGCGUGGAUGGAGUUAAUUUAAGCUUUUUUUAUCCUCUUGGAAUUUGUGCAUAAUUUGUUGGUAAGUUCGUGGUGAAAAAAAUGUUAUCUGAAUUGGGAAGCCGACCGAUGCUUGGUAAUAAUGAAAAUUCCUUUGGAGGUGACUUGGAGAAGGAGAUUGGGUUUUUGCUUCGUGAACAGCGACGCCAAGAGGCGAUUGAUCGUGAAAAGGAGCUGAAUUUGUAUAGGAGUGGGUCAGCUCCACCUACUGUUGAUGGUUCACUAAGUGCCGUUGGUGGGUUGUUUAAACAUGGUGGUGUUGUUGGUGGCAGUAGUGGCAAUAGCUCUGCCUUUGCUGAGUAUGCAAGAAAUAAGAGUGGUAAUGGUUUCAUGUCAGAGGAGGAGCUUAGGUCCGAUCCUGCAUAUCUAUCUUACUAUUACGGGAAUGUCAAUCUGAAUCCAAGGCUACCGCCUCCUCUGUUAUCCAAGGAGGAUUGGCGGUUUACACAGAGGUUCCAAGGCGGGAAUUCGACGAUUGGGGAUAGGAGGAAGGUGAAUAGGAUUGAUACUGAUUGUGCUGGGGGAUCCUUGUUUUCGAUGCCUCCAGGAUUCAAUUCUAAGAACCAAGAGAUUGAGAAUGAGACAGAAUGGGGUGUUGAUGGAUUAAUUGGUUUGCCUGGAUUAGGGCUGGGUAACAAACAGAAGAGCCUUGACGAAAUAUUUCAGGAUGACUUUGCCCGUGCUGCUCCUGUAUCUAGGCACCCUUCACGCCCAGCAAGCCGAAAUGCUUUUGGUGAGAAUGUAGAUAACAUUGGUUCAGCAGAGGCUGAGCUGGUUCAUAUGCGUCAUAAAUUGACAUCUGCAGACCCUGUACGCUCUGCUUCAAAUGUUCAGACCUCAUCUGCUUCUCAACAUGUUGGACCGCCCACAUCAUAUUCUUAUGCUGCUGCUUUGGGAGCUUCCUUGUCAAGAAGCUCCACUCCUGAUCCUCAACACAUUGCUCGGGCUCCUAGUCCUUGUCUUACACCCAUUGGAGGAGGCAGGAUAGGAAAUUCUGAAAAAAGAAGCAUUAAUGGCCCUAAUGCCUUAAAUGACACUUCUACUCACAUAAAUGAGUCUACUGACCUGGUAACUGCUUUGUCAGGCAUGGGUCUUUCAGCUACUGGUUCUAUGGAUGAGGAGAAUAAUUUACCGUCUCGAAUUAAACAAGAAGUUGAUGACCAUGAGAAUUUCUUCAAUCUUCCAGGUGGUCAGAAUAACCUGAAGCAGCAUGCAUACCUGAAGAAAUCUGAAUCUGGGCAAUUCAAUAUGUCUUCUGUUCUUCAGCAUGCAAAAAUGAUGCCUUCUGACGCUGGUGUAAGCAAUGGCGAUGGUUUGGAUGUCAGCAACUCUUCUUUUCAAACUGAGCUGCACAAAACCAGUGCUUCUUCUAAUAACUCUUUUGUGCAUGGAUCCUCUACCACAGCAGUUAAUGGUCGGAGUGGCCUAUUUUCUCAAUAUCAGCAUCUGGAUAGUCCAAAUUCAUCAUUUUCGAAUUAUCGUUUGGGUGGCUACCCCAUGAGUCCAAUAUCAGGUCAACUUGGUAAUUCUAAUUUGCCGCCUCUGUUUGAAAAUGCUGCUGCUGCAUCUGCUAUGGCCAUGCCGGGUAUGGACUCUAGGAUGUUGGGGGGAUCAAAUAUGGGAGCUGCUGCCUUAGACCAGAACAUGGGUCGAAUGGGAAAUCAGAUGGCAGGGAGUGCACUGCAGGCGCCUUAUGUGGACCCUUCAGAGUAUGCUGUAGCACAGCUUGCAGCUCUUUACGAUCCUUCUUUGGAGAGAAACUACAUGGGUAAUUCAUACAUGGACUUGCUUCAGAAAGCUUAUCUUGGUACUCUGCUAUCCCCUCAUAAAAUGCAGUAUGGUGUUCCCUUAAGUGGCAAGACCAGUAGUUCUAGUCCUCAUGGUUACUAUGGAAAUCCAGCAUUCGGCAUUGGGUUGUCAUAUCCUGGGAGCCCAUUGGCUAGCCCUGUAAUUCCAACCUCUCCUGGAGGACCUGGUAGCCCUAUGAGGCAUGGUGAGUUCAACAUGAGAUUCCCUGGUGGGAUGAGAAACAUAGCUGGUGGUGUCAUGGGACCUUGGCAUUUGGAUAACCUGGACAAUAGCUUCAGUUCUUCUCUGUUGGAAGAGUUUAAGAGCAAUAAAACCAGGUGUUUUGAACUUUCAGAAAUAACUGGUCAUGUUGUUGAGUUCAGUGCUGAUCAGUAUGGAAGCCGGUUCAUUCAACAAAAACUUGAAACUGCUACAGUAGAAGAAAAAAACAUGGUUUUCUUGGAAAUUUUUCCUCAAGCUCUUACUUUAAUGACUGAUGUGUUCGGCAAUUAUGUUAUCCAGAAGUUUUUUGAACAUGGAAUGGCAUCUCAGAAGAGAGAAUUGGCUGGCAAGCUUUUUGGACAUGUUCUUACACUUAGCUUCCAAAUGUAUGGGUGUCGGGUGAUACAGAAGGCAAUAGAAGUUGUUGAUUUGGAUCAAAAGAUCAAGAUGGUGGAAGAGCUUGAUGGACAUGUCAUGCGCUGUGUGCGGGAUCAAAAUGGGAACCAUGUCAUCCAGAAAUGCAUCGAGUGUGUUCCGGAGGAGCAUAUUCAGUUUAUUGUGUCAACAUUCUUUGACCAAGUUGUGAUUCUCUCCACUCAUCCAUACGGAUGCCGGGUGAUACAAAGAGUACUAGAGCACUGCGAGGACCCAACCACCCAGGACAAAGUAAUGGAAGAGAUUCUGGGGUCUGUAAGUAUGUUGGCGCAGGAUCAAUACGGCAAUUAUGUCAUUCAGCACGUCCUGGAGCAUGGAAAGCCACAUGAGCGAUCUGCUAUAAUUCAGGAAUUAACUGGGAAGAUAGUUCAAAUGAGUCAGCAAAAGUUUGCUUCGAAUGUAGUUGAAAAGUGCUUGACUUUUAGUGAUUCAAAUGAGCGCCAGCUCUUGGUGAAUGAGAUGCUUGGGACAACUGACGAGAAUGAGCCUUUGCAGGCUAUGAUGAAAGAUCAAUUCGCGAAUUAUGUUGUACAGAAAGUACUCGAGACAUGUAGUGAUCAGCAGCGUGAACUGAUACUGUCGAGAAUAAAAGUUCAUCUGAAUGCACUGAAGAAGUACACAUAUGGGAAGCAUAUCGUAGCCCGUGUAGAGAAACUUGUUGCAGCUGGAGAAAGGAGAAUUGCUGCCCAGUCUUCACAUCCUUCUUAGAUGCUUUAGGAAAGAAAGUUGUUGUACAGCUAACUGAGGCUAGUUUGAGCUGCCUCUUCCUCCUUCCCUCUGUCUUUCGUCUCUUUCUUUUGUACGUGGUGCUCUGCUCCUACCUUUCUUUCUGGAAGGUUUUGCAAAUAAAGGUGUCGCCUGCAUAAAAAAAACUAAAACUGUACACUGUAUAGUUUUACGUUUAUACAUAGUCUAGUAAGCUGCGGCUCAGAGAUCAAGGUUUCGCGAUGCUUCACUACCAAGGAGUGACAAAGAGCGAGUUUUAAAGAGUGUAAAGUUGAUAAAAGUGUGAGGUAGUAUGUAGUUGCUACUUGACUGUACAAAUGAUGCGAUGUGGAGAGUUGGUUAUCUAGGUGAGGCCAAGGCUGUCGUGUAUGCUAUUUUCUUAUUUAGCCGAUACAUUCAGUUCUUCAUAUUCUGGUUUCUUGGUU
This is a messenger RNA of Olea europaea var. sylvestris, 4194 nucleotides long. RefSeq names its product pumilio homolog 2-like. The transcript has 10 exons. Gene Ontology annotation, cellular component: cytoplasm. Gene Ontology annotation, biological process: post-transcriptional regulation of gene expression. The record is from RefSeq and is a predicted model, not a curated record. Gene Ontology annotation, molecular function: mRNA binding. Bases 641 to 3751 code for a protein of 1036 amino acids. NCBI's taxonomy places the organism in Eukaryota, Viridiplantae, Streptophyta, Magnoliopsida, Lamiales, Oleaceae.